CUAUACAUAACAAACAACAUGUAAAAAUAUCCACUAAAACCCUGGAGGUAUAAAAUCUCAGAUUUUACUUGUUUACAAACUUAAAUCGACUUGGAAUUGACAUCAUGUUAAGUUUUUUUGUUAAGGACUUAUUUUAUUCCCGACGCCCUACAGACUGGAGGUCAGGAUUCUCGGCAGGCCUCAGCAGCACGAUUAGCUCAUCAGAGACUAACGUCAUCUUCAACACCAUCGACGCCAACAUCGGUGGCCACUAUGACCAAACCUCCGGGAAGUUCCGGGCUCCAAUCGACGGAUACUACAUGUUCUUCUUUACUGGUCACAUACAGUCGAGUAAUAACAUGUACAUAGACCUCAUUAUAAACGACUCAGUGUAUAAGGAUAAGUGGGUGUAUGAUCAGUAUAACACGGAUAGCUACGACACUGCUAGUAACAGCAUUAUCUUGCACCUCAACAUGGGAGACGAAGUUAACCUCAGGCUGCACAGUGGCUACUACUUGUACGGUAGCAAUCGCUCUUCCUUUUCUGGGUUUUUGUUACAGAUUGAAGAAGCCAACGCAGUGUGUCGUCAGCUUGGCUGGAAGGCUGGCUUCUCGGCAAGUCUCAGCAGCAGCAUUGGCACGUCAGAGACUGACAUCAUCUUCAACGUCAUCAAUAUCAACAUCGGUGGCCACUAUAACCAAACCUCCGGAAAGUUCCGGGUUCCACUCGACGGAUACAACAUGUUCUUUUUCAAUGGUUACACAUACUCUACUAAUGAAAUGUAG
Branchiostoma belcheri (Belcher's lancelet) is the source of this 764-nucleotide messenger RNA. RefSeq names its product complement C1q tumor necrosis factor-related protein 4-like. Lineage: Eukaryota; Metazoa; Chordata; Leptocardii; Amphioxiformes; Branchiostomatidae. Gene Ontology annotation, molecular function: protein binding. Bases 105 to 764 code for a protein of 219 amino acids. The record is from RefSeq and is a predicted model, not a curated record. The transcript has 3 exons.